UUCCCAGGACGCUAUAAAAAGGCCGCCCCAUCUCUGUCAGACACAACACUCACUCAUCUGAGCCUUACUGACCUACACCUGCUGCGGAGAAACACCGACAUCAUCUGAAAAUGGACCCUUGUGACUGCGCCAAGAGUGGAACCUGCAACUGCGGAGGAUCCUGCACCUGCACAAACUGUUCCUGCACCAAAUGCAAGAAAAGCUGCUGCCCAUGCUGCCCAUCUGGCUGCAGCAAGUGCGCCUCUGGCUGCGUGUGCAAAGGGAAGACAUGUGACACCAGCUGCUGUCAGUGAGCCUGGCCAUCAGCCCCUCUCUGCCACAGUGAUGGUGUCUGUUUAAUCAACUCUAAGUUAAUUGCAGUUGCAAUUGUCUACAAAUAAUAAUGCUCAAGAUUUUGUACUUGUCUUUGAUGUUGAAAUAAACGUGUUUCCUUAAAGUG
Notolabrus celidotus (New Zealand spotty) is the source of this 439-nucleotide messenger RNA. RefSeq names its product metallothionein 2 (gene mt2). Gene Ontology annotation, molecular function: metal ion binding. The record is from RefSeq and is a predicted model, not a curated record. NCBI's taxonomy places the organism in Eukaryota, Metazoa, Chordata, Actinopteri, Labriformes, Labridae. The coding region runs from base 111 to 293 and encodes 60 amino acids. The transcript is spliced from 3 exons.